UUUGGUUUUGACGUUGACGUUUCUAUUUCUUUUAAAAACACGUGUUUACGUGUUGAGCUCAUGCCGAGCUCCGUUUUAUUUUUAAGUGUAAUUAAAUAAUCCAAAAUGAGUUUAUACAACUUUAAAAAAAUCGCUGUAGUCCCUACAGCAAAGGACUUUAUAGACAUUAUAUUGUCUAAAACACAGAGGAAAACUCCCACAGUUGUACACAAACAUUACAAAAUAUCCCGGAUACGUGGAUUUUAUAUGAGAAAAGUGAAGUUUACCCAACAGAACUUUCAUGAUCGUCUUUCUAGGAUUAUUCAGGAAUUCCCCAAACUAGAUGAUGUUCACCCGUUCUAUGCAGACCUUAUGAACGUGCUGUAUGACAAAGAUCACUACAAGCUGGGUCUAGGUCAGCUGAACACCGCCAGGCAUCUUAUUGAUACUGUAGCAAAAGACUAUGUCCGUCUACUGAAGUACGGAGACUCGCUGUACCGAUGCAAGCAGCUGAAGCGAGCGGCGCUCGGUCGCAUGGCCACCAUUAUGAAGAGGCAGGCUGCCAACCUUACGUACUUGGAACAGGUCCGUCAACACUUGUCGCGUCUGCCGUCCAUCGACCCUUACACUCGUACUAUCAUCAUCUGCGGGUUCCCUAAUGUCGGCAAAUCCAGCUUUAUUAACAAGAUAACUCGUGCAGAUGUUGAAGUGCAGCCGUACGCAUUCACAACAAAGAGUUUGUAUGUUGGACACACCGACUACAAGUAUUUAAGAUGGCAGGUGAUAGACACCCCGGGUAUAUUAGACCACCCCCUAGAGGAGCGUAACGUGAUCGAGAUGCAGGCGGUGACCGCGCUCGCCCACCUCCGCGCCGCCGUGCUCUACUUCAUCGAUCCCAGCGAGCAGUGCGGACACAGCAUUGAGGAGCAGAUUUCCCUGUUCGAGAGCAUAAAGCCACUGUUCAGCAACAAGCCUUUGAUAGUGGUGCUGAAUAAGAUGGAUGUGACCAAACCCGAGGACCUGCCUCCUCCCAAGAGGCAGCUCAUUGAGGACCUGGUCACCACAUGUUCUAAAGGCAAUCUUGUCAAUGCGGACCCCAACUCGGACUUAUCAGUGGUCCCAGUGAUGCGUAUGUCCACCAUCACGGAGGAGGGAGUGCAGGAGGUGAAGAUCGAGGCCUGCGAGCGACUGCUGGGACACAGGGUCACUGAGAAGAUGAGGACUAAGAAGGUGGACGGCAUCCUCAACCGCCUGCACGUGGCGGUCCCGGCCCCGCGAGACGGCAAGGCUCGGCCGCCGGUCAUCCCGCCCGCCGUAGCACUCAAGAAGCAGCAACAAGCCGACAAGCUCAGCCGCAAGAGGAAGCUGGAGAGAGAUAUAGAGGUGGAAGAGGGAGAUGAUUAUGUGCUCGACCUACAGAAGAACUACGCGGAGAUCCCUGAGGAGGAGCGUCACGACCCCAUCCCCGAGUUCUGGGAGGGACACAACAUCGCCGACUACAUCGACCCCGAUAUAUUCGACAAACUGGCUGAGCUCGAGAAGGAAGAAGAGCUACGCACGGAGGGAGGCAUGUACGCGGUGCCCAAGAUCGAGCUCGACGACACCAUGAAGGAGAUCAGGGAACUGGCCAGGCAGAUACGCAACAAGAAAGCAAUUCUCAAGGACGAGUCCCGCCUGGUGAAGCAGUCGACGAAGCCCGUCAUGCCGCGCACCAGCCGAGCCCGCGCCAAGGACCGCACCACCGACAAGCUCAGGGACGAGAUGGAGAAGCUCGGAGUGGACAUGUCAGACACGAAAGAAGCCCACUUCACUCGUUCCCGCUCGCGUUCACGCUCUGCGCCCGUCGCCAAGCGAGCACGCGCCGACGACGGACGCUCCGUCAGCCGCCCUGCCAGAGACACCACCGGCGUCGGCGGACCUCUUAUGCAACAGAAAGCCAAGAAGUUGGCUCACGUGGCGAUCGCGAAGAAAACCAAGAAGAUGGGUCUCAAAGGAGAGGCCGACAGGUUCAUCGGCACCAAGAUGCCCAAACAUCUGUUCGCGGGCAAACGCGGAGUUGGCAAGACCGACAGGCGGUAGAAAUAGACAAUAUAGGAGUUGUAAGGAGAAUUGUACAUUUGUGGGGCUCGUGUGUAGGGUAUUUGAAGAUUUGUGGCAGUUUUUUGGUAUUUGGUAUGAGGAAAAUAAAAUAUGCACAAAUAUUGUAAAUUACCAAUUAAUUAAUUCCCUCCUUUUUUGGACUGGAGAUUAAUAAUAUCAGUAUUUUUUAACCAGCUGUAUAAAAAGUAGCCUCUAGGCUUUUUUAUGCUUAACUGUAUAUCUGCCAAGUUUAAUCGAAAUUCAUUCAGUAGUUUUACGUGAAAGAAUAACAAACCACACAAGUCUGUGUGGUUUAAUAUUAAGUAUAAACUUUAUCAUAAUUUAUUUUUCUAUAAGAAACCUACACACGACUCUUCAAAUAUGUAAAUAAAUAUAUACUAUACAUAAGUAUAUUGAUUUUGAAAAUUGUAUGUAACUGCCAACUGUGUCCCAGCUAUGGGAUUAUGACCAUUUAAAUAAUAACAUUGAAAUGUUCAAGCUAUUGUCGCCAUUCGGUACGUUGAACGAAAGCGAUCACAUAAAGUCAGUGUGGCUUAUUGUAAUAAAUAAAAGCCAGGAAUUUGUCACUGAAAUCGCUCAAACCACUUGUAAUCGAGCUAAAUUUAAAUAAAUUAUAUUUAAGCGUAA
Helicoverpa zea (corn earworm) is the source of this 2706-nucleotide messenger RNA. It is a transcript of the gene Non1, whose product is annotated as nucleolar GTP-binding protein 1. The coding region runs from base 106 to 2058 and encodes 650 amino acids. Gene Ontology annotation, molecular function: RNA binding; GTP binding; GTPase activity. Gene Ontology annotation, biological process: ribosomal large subunit biogenesis. Gene Ontology annotation, cellular component: nucleolus. The record is from RefSeq and is a predicted model, not a curated record. The transcript is spliced from 15 exons. NCBI's taxonomy places the organism in Eukaryota, Metazoa, Arthropoda, Insecta, Lepidoptera, Noctuidae.